AUGAAAUUCCUCAAGCUAAAUUAUUACAAUGGGGAAAUAUAUGAAAAGUACAAAAUUAACAAUAUCUUAUCAUUAUUAGUUGAUAAUCACAAAUUUCAAAAUGAAAAUAUAAACUUCCAUGAACUAAGUACCAAAAAAAAUAAUUACAGUAUCAUGGCUCUUUUGGGAAGCCAAAUAAAAAAUUUAAAUGAUGAUAUAUAUAAAGACAUUGAUACUAAUGAUAUAAUUUUAGCAUUAUCACAAUUAAAACAAGUUGAAGAGCAAAUAUUAAUUAAUGAAAAUCAAAACAGAAACUAUAUUUUAGAAUUGGCUGAACAACUAUAUUAUGAAUAUACUCAAAAAGGUUUAAUCACAAAUGAUCAUCCAUAUAAUUUAAAUGAAAAAAGAAAUUUUAUGAGUAUAAAUUUAGAAUUGAUGAAUGAAAUAAAUAAUGGAAUACAAAAUUAUGAUAGAAAAAUUCAUGAAUUGUCUCAAUUUCCUGAAGAAAAAUUAAAAAAAGAUGUUCAUACAUAUUAUGAUGAAAUAGACCCAUUAAAUUCGGAUAAAAUGAAUUAUUUUUUAAAUGAUAAUGAUAUGUUUUAUAGUAUAAAACAAAAUACAUUCUCUGAAGGAAAUGAUGGUAUCCUAAAUAAUGUUGACAAUUUUUUAAAUAUAAAUGAUAAUAUGACUACUGGUGAUGGACAUUUAAAUAUUCUAAAGGAUGUAAAUGUCGAUAAUAAUAAUAAUGAAUUUGAAAAUUUUAUGAGCUUAAUAGGUGAUAAUAAAAUAAAAAAUAGAAAUUCAUUUACUGGAGAGGGUUUUGACAAUUUUAGAAAUUUUAAUAAAGAUGUCUUAAGUGUCAAUAAAAAUAGUAUUAACAUUAAUAAUAGUAAUAUAAAUAAUAAAAAUUGUAAUAAUAAUUUACUUCACUAUAAUAAAGAUGAAACAAAUAGUAGUACCUGUUGUAAUAGUGUAGGUAAUAUUAAUGAAGAUCUAAAUAUUUACAAUGAAAUAAAUAAGAAUACUGGCAACUAUAAUACAAGAAGACAUUUUAGUAAUGCUGGCCAUUUGGAAUUAGAUGAAAAUUAUUUAUUUAAGGAUAAAACAAAAAUAGAUUUAUUAAAAAGGAAAACACAUUAUGAUAAAAUCGAAGAAGGAUUUCCAAAACCACAUCAUCAACGAAAUACCGUAAUAGGAAAUAUAAGUCAUAAUGAAAAUAUUCAUGGAAAUAAUUUUUAUGAUGUAGAUAUGAAUAAAAUAAAUUCUAACAUACCUAGAGGGUAUAGUAAUAUAAAUGAUAAAUAUGAUGAAAAUAAAAUAUUUUUAAAAAAAGAUGAUAUAAAUUAUGAUAAUAAUAAUAAUGAAUUAAAAAUGGACAUGAACAGUGUAUAUAAUACAAACUAUGAUUUGCGUACUAACCAAUUUAAUGACAAUAAAAAUAGUAAUAAUAUAUUUAAUAAUAAUAUGAAAAAUAAUAUAGGAAAUAAUGUAUUAGAUAAUUUAGAUAAAGCAGAACAAGAAAUUGUUAAUAAGCAUUUAAAAAAUUCGCUUGCACAUAAUGAUUAUACAGCAAGACGUAUGAGUUCUAUAUUAUUAAAUCAAACUACUACAAAUAAAGAGGCACUAAAUAAUAGAAAAACAUUUGAUGCUCAUAAUAUAAAUAAAUUUGUUAAUAGAAAUAUGCACGAUUAUAAUAGUGCAAUGUCUUUGAACAAGUAUAGUGCAGGUGAUCCCAAAAAUCGUUUUACAAUAGAUACAAAUAAUAGUAGUAGUUUUAUAUUGAGCUCUAUAAAUAAACAUAAUAAUACUCAUGACAAUUCCUUUAAUGUAGUUAACAAUUUUGAAAGCAGGAGAUUCUCAGCUAUCCCAAAAGAUAAUUUUUCUCGAAACAGCUUUAUGAAAGAUGUUUAUUUAAAUGAAAAAAAUCUUACUUAUAAUAAUUUAGACAGAAGAAAUUAUUCCAAUACCAUACAUACACCAAGUAAAUUAUUAAAUGCGGAUAAUAUGAGUAAUUUUUCGAGAAAUAUUCAAAAAUCAGUUGAAUCAAAUAUGAACACGUAUACAAAUAAAUAUUCUAGGGCGUUAGACAUAAAUGAUUUGAACAGUAAUACUAGUAGAAAUUACAUGAACAGUUCUAAUAGCAUAAAAAGUGAGCAUACAAGUGUUAGAGAUAAUUAUGCAAGAAUGCUCGACCGAUCAAAGUCUAUGUCAUCGCAAAUAUAUAGCAGAGCUCCUCAAACAAGAAAUUAUUUGAAAGCAAACAUGUAA
Plasmodium vinckei vinckei is the source of this 2247-nucleotide messenger RNA. RefSeq names its product conserved Plasmodium protein, unknown function. The coding region runs from base 1 to 2247 and encodes 748 amino acids. Lineage: Eukaryota; Apicomplexa; Aconoidasida; Haemosporida; Plasmodiidae. The record is from RefSeq and is a predicted model, not a curated record. The transcript has a single exon.